Molecule: messenger RNA, 4492 nt
Organism: Ailuropoda melanoleuca (giant panda)
Lineage: Eukaryota; Metazoa; Chordata; Mammalia; Carnivora; Ursidae
Gene: ADAMTSL3
Product: ADAMTS like 3
Exons: 24
Coding region: 1-4068 (1355 amino acids)
Biological process (GO): extracellular matrix organization
Cellular component (GO): extracellular matrix
Source: RefSeq, a predicted model, not a curated record
AUGACGACCAGCACCAACGUUGAUUUUUUUGCCCAUUUUGCAGAAGGGAACAGGGCCACAGCAGAGAAGUCCCCCGGAGCCUACUUCCUUCCUGAGUUUGCACUCUCCCCUCAGGGAAGUUUUCUCGAAGACACAACGGGGGAGCAGUUCCUCACAUACCGCUAUGACGACCAGACCUCAAGAAACACUCGUUCAGAUGAAGACAAAGACAGCAACUGGGAUGCUUGGGGCAGCUGGAGUGACUGCUCUCGGACGUGUGGAGGAGGGGCUUCAUACUCUCUGCGAAGGUGCUUGACUGGGAGGAAUUGUGAAGGACAGAAUAUUCGAUACAAGACAUGCAGCAAUCAUGACUGCCCUCCCGAUGCGGAGGACUUCAGAGCCCAGCAGUGCUCCGCCUACAAUGACGUCCAGUAUCAGGGGCGUUACUAUGAAUGGCUUCCCCGGUAUAAUGAUCCUGCUGCCCCCUGUGCGCUCAAGUGUCAUGCCCGGGGACACAACUUGGUAGUGGAGCUGGCACCCAAGGUCCUGGAUGGAACUCGCUGCAGCACGGACUCCCUGGACAUGUGCAUCAGCGGCAUUUGUCAGGCCGUGGGCUGUGACCGACGCCUGGGGAGCAGCGCCCGGGAGGACAGCUGCGGCGUCUGCGCUGGCAACGGCUCCACCUGCAGGCUUGUGCGGGGACAAUCGAAGUCGCACGUUUCUCCUGAAAAAAGUAGAGUGGACAUGUUUGCCAUUCCCUUGGGUGAGGGGUCCCUGAAGGGGCCCCUUCAUGUCUUUAUUGAAUCAAAAACACUUCAAGGAAGCAAAAAAGAACACAGCUUUAACAGCCCGGGAGUGUUUGUCCUAGAAAACACCACCGUUGAAUUUCAGAGGGGCUCAGAGAGGCAGACCUUUAAGAUUCCAGGACCGCUGAUGGCUGAUUUCAUUUUCAAGACCAGGUACACCGUGGCCAAGGACAGUGUGGUCCAGUUCUUCUUCUACCAGCCGAUCAGUCAUCAGUGGCGACAAACCGACUUCUUUCCCUGCACUGUAACAUGCGGAGGAGGUUAUCAGCUCAACUCAGCUGAAUGUGUGGAUAUCCGCCUGAAGAGGGUGGUGCCUGACCAUUACUGCCACUACUACCCCGAAAACGUGAAACCCAAACCCAAACUGAAGGAAUGUAGCAUGGACCCUUGCCCAUCGAGCGAUGGAUUUAAAGAGAUCAUGCCCUACGACCACUUCCAACCUCUCCCUCGCUGGGAACAUAAUCCUUGGACUGCGUGCUCGGUGUCCUGCGGAGGUGGGAUUCAGAGACGGAGCUUCGUGUGUGUGGAGGAGUCCAUGCAUGGAGAGGUACUGCAGGUGGAAGAGUGGAAGUGCAUGUACGCGCCCAAGCCCAAGGUCAUGCAGACCUGCAACCUGUUCGACUGCCCCAAGUGGAUCGCCAUGGAGUGGUCUCAGUGCACAGUGACUUGUGGCCGAGGGUUACGUUACCGCGUGGUUCUGUGUAUUAACCACCGUGGACAGCACGUUGGUGGCUGCAACCCACAGCUGAAGUUACACAUCAAAGAAGAAUGUAUCAUUCCCAUCCCGUGUUAUAAACCAGAAGAAAAAAGUCCAGUGGAAGCUAAGUUGCCUUGGCUGAAACAAGCGCAAGAACUAGAAGAGACCAGAAUAGCAACAGAAGAGCCAACGUUCAUUCCAGAGCCCUGGUCAGCCUGCAGCACCACAUGCGGGCCGGGAGUCCAGGUCCGAGAGGUGAAGUGUCGCGUGCUCCUCACGUUCACGCAGACGGAGACUGAGCUGCCUCAGGAAGAGUGUGAAGGCCCCCAGCUGCCCACCGAGCGGCCUUGCCUCCUCAAGCCAUGUGAUGAGGGCCCUGCCUCCAGCGAGCUGGACACCUCUCUCCAGGAGGACAACAGGAUGACUUACCACUGGGAGUAUGCGGGGUUCACCCCGUGCACGGCGACGUGCUUGGGAGGCCAUCAAGAAGCCAUAGCAGUGUGCUUGCACACCCAGACCCAGCAGACGGUCAGCGACACCUUGUGCGAUACGGUCCACCGUCCUCCGGCAAUGAGCCGGGCUUGCAACACGGAGCCCUGCCCACCCAGGUGGCACACGGGCUCUUGGGGCCCCUGCUCAGCUACCUGCGGAGUGGGAAUCCAGACCCGAGAGGUGUACUGCCUGCAUCCCGGGGAGUCCCCCGCCCCCGCCGAGGAAUGUGGAGACGAAAAGCCGCAUGCCUUACAAGCGUGCAAUCAGUUUGAUUGCCCUCCUAGCUGGCACAUUGAAGAAUGGCAGCAGUGUUCCAGGACCUGUGGUGGGGGAACUCACAAUCGAAGAGUCACCUGUCGGCAGCUGUUAACGGAUGGCAGCUUUUUGAAUCUGUCCGAUGAAUUGUGCCAAGGACCCAAGGCAUCUUCCCAUAAGUCCUGUGCCAGAACAGACUGCCCUCCGCAUAUCACCGUGGGAGACUGGUCGAAGUGUUCCGUCAGUUGUGGUGUUGGAACCCAGCGGAGAAAGCAGGUGUGUCAGAGGCUGACAGCCAAAGGCCGGCGCGUCCCCCUCAGUGAGACAAUGUGCCGGGACCUUCCAGGGCCCCCUCUCGUAAGGUCUUGCCAGAUGUCUGCGUGCAGUGAAAUGAAGCCAGAGAUGAAGACAAAACCCGGGGAGCAGGGGCCCCAGAUCCUUGCUGUUCAGAGAGUCUACAUUCAGACAAGGGAAGAGAAACGCGUUAACCUGACCGUCGGUAGCAGGGCCUAUUUGCUGCCCAACACGUCGGUGAUUAUUAAAUGCCCAGUACGACGAUUCCAGAAAUCCCUGAUCCAGUGGGAGAAGGACGGCCAUUGUCUGCAGAACUCCAAACGGCUGGGCAUCACCAAGUCGGGCUCCCUAAAAAUCCACAGUCUCGCAGCCCCGGAUAUCGGCACGUACCGCUGCGUGGCCGGCUCCGCGCAGGAAAACGUGGUUCUCAAGCUCAUCGGCACAGACAACCGGCUCAUUGCGCCCCCGGCGCUCAGAGAGCACCUGUGGGAGUCUCCGGGGGUGGACCACAAGGAAGCCAAUAGCUUGGGAGCCACGUGGCAGAAAAUGAGGCAGCUGUGGGGUAACAAAAAUGAGCUCUAUCCGGAGGAUGGCCAAAUUGAUAAGCAGCCUUUCUUGAGGGCUCUGUUGGGCCCGUGCAGGAAUUCUGCAGGAAACGCCAACUCCUGGGAGUUCAAGAACAAGCAGUUUGAAGCAGCAGUUAAACACGGAGCGUAUAGCAUGGAUACGGCCCAGUUUGAUGAACUGAUCAGAAACAUGAGUCAGCUCAUGGAAACCGGAGAGGUCAGUGAUGACCUGGCGUCCCAGGUGAUCUAUCAGCUGGUGGCCGAGUUAGCCAAGGUGCAGCCCGCACACGCGCCGUGGAGGGCCGUCCCAGAGGGGGUGCCUCCCGCCGCACAGCUGAGGGGGGAAACAGGAAGGAUGCCGCAAAGCCCCGACAUGGAGAACUCAGGCAAGCUGACCUUUAAGCCAAAGGGACCUGUGCUCAUGAGGCAAAGCCAGCCCACCUCCAUUUCGUUUAAUAAAACAAUAAAUUCAAGGAUCGGAAAUACAGUGUACAUUACAAAGAGGACGGAGGUCAUCAAUAUACUGUGUGAGCUCGUUACCCCCAGUCAGGCCACGUAUGCGUGGACCAAGGAUGGGGCUUCGUUGCAACCCUCAGAAAAGAUAAUCUUGGCUGGAAUGGGAAAAGUGCAGAUACGGAACCCCACGAAGAAGGAACAAGGAACGUAUGAAUGCUCUGUAGCUAACCAUCUCGGGUCAGACGUGGAGAGUUCUCCUGUGCUCUAUGCAGAGGCACCUGCCAUCUUGUCUGUUGAAAGAAAUGUCAGCAGACUGGAACACAGCCAUCUCUCCGUUGUGGUUGGAGGCGUCGUGGAGGCAGCUUUGCACGCAGACGUGACAAUCCGAUGUCCUGUAAAAGGCAAGUCUGGGUGUUUCGGUGGGGGCGGGGGUGUAGGGGCCAUGGGCAGCCCGCUGUUACCAGGAGAUGGCAGCUGGCAGUGUGGCCUCUCAGACCUCAGCCUGACUGGCUUAACACUCUGAUUUUCCAGCCCACUGAUAGUGGAUCUGUCCCUCAAGGGUGAGACCAACGCGUGGGACUGGGGUGUAAAACAAAAUGCCCAUGUCUUCAUUUCCCAUGAGGACUGUGACUGCCUUGCACACUCGCAUGCUCAGGUGUGACCAGGACACUAUGUCACCGUAGGCAGACCUACACGACAGGCCAGGUUCUAGUCCUGUGGUUGCCUGGUGAGCAGAGUGUCAGUGACGGGUUUGUGGAAAUGGUUAGAGGCAUCCUCCAGCUGGUCAGAGCCUGUACUGAGCAAAGCCAGGUUCGGGGCUAGGAAUCUCGAGGUCUCCGGACCCACACUGUCUCUAUCCCGGACUGUCCUAAGACAGGCAUAACCAGUCUGUGCCUCAGUGGCUCAUUCUGCCUUGUCUGCCAUGGCAGAGAAGCCGUCUUUCUAAC